Molecule: messenger RNA, 1152 nt
Organism: Emiliania huxleyi CCMP1516
Lineage: Eukaryota; Haptophyta; Isochrysidales; Noelaerhabdaceae
Exons: 5
Coding region: 1-1152 (383 amino acids)
Biological process (GO): pyrimidine nucleotide-sugar transmembrane transport
Cellular component (GO): Golgi membrane
Molecular function (GO): pyrimidine nucleotide-sugar transmembrane transporter activity
Source: RefSeq, a predicted model, not a curated record
AUGUCGGCCGUGGACGGGGGCAAGCUUCAGCUGGGAAAGCCGCUGAUCGAGCCCAGCGUGCCCGCGGCCGCCUCCCGCGCAGCACCGCCGUUGGUUGGGGACGACACGCUGCGGAAUCGGAUCGAGCCCUGCCUGUGUGCGCCUGCGGCGCGAUUUUUCCUCCCUAUGCCUCGAAAAAUGCCUUUUUUCGCCAGCCUCGGCGAGACUGCGUCAGCUGCACCGUCUAUGUGCGUCGGCGUCGGGAUCGCAACGCUCGCAGUCGCUCUCGCGUCACCAGUUGGGCCGCGGGUUCCGGUGGCGGCCGCGCGAGCGUCUGCCGCGAGCGCACCUCGCGCCGUGAUGGUGGGUAUGGAGCCGCGCCGAUCGCCACGGCUGCGCGCGAAGGAGCCGAGCCUCCUCGCCGACGCCGCCGAAUCUGCCGCCGGCCGCCCCGGCUCCACGGGAGGCUGGCUCGUGCGCCACCGCUCGCUGCUGCUGCUCCUUGCUCUCGUGCUGCACAAGUGCGCCACUGACGGGCUGACGCGCUGGACGCGGCUGCAGACGUCGUACUCUGGCGCAACGGUCGCGGUGCUCUCCGAGGUGUUCAAAUUCCCGCUCAUCGUGGCGGCGAUCUGCAGCAUCGGCGGCGGCGCGUCGCAGAUCGCGCCCGUCUUCAAAGAGGCGCUCUCCAAGCCGCUCGGCAACUGCUGGAUCGCGCUGUGCUACACGUUCAACAACCUGCUCUACUUCGACGCGCUAUCGGCCCUCUCCGCCGUCGCGUACCAGGUCCUCUCCCAGUCCAAGACCGUCUUCACCGCUGGCCUGAUGUUCCUCCUCGUCGGCAAGCGGCUGCGGCUGAGGCAGGUCCUCGCCAUCGGGAUGCUCAUCGCGGGGGCGGUGACGGUCAACAUGCAGGAGCUGGCGCGCGCGUCGGCGUCCGCGACGGCGGCCGGCGUCGCACCCGCCGCCGUCCUGUGGGGCGUCUUUCUCGUCCUCUUCUCCUCCUUCAUCUCGGCGCUGCCAAACGUCGCGUAUGAAAAGGCGCGCGCCGGCAGAGUUCACGUUCUCAAGACAGAGGGCGAGAACCAGUACGUCAACAACGUGCAGGUCACCGUCUGGAUCAUGAUCUGGAUCGGCGCGCGGAAGCUUCUCGAGCAGCUUGCGGGCGCCUAA